GCAGUGGUUGGGGCCGGCGGCGGCCGCCGCGGCGGCGGGGUCAGUUCUCUUUAGUGUUUGCCGAUGUUGGAGGCGUCUCCAAAGUGUUCCCGGGAAGCAGUGACAGGCAAUGGCACAAGUUAAAAUGCAGACUACAGCAAACCUGUCUGGACCCACCAUGGCCCCUGUGGUGCUACCCCUGCCAGUUACAGCUACAAAUACACUGAGUCUGCCAUCCUCAAUGAAUGGAUCCAUUUCAGAAUCAGCUGCCAGCUGUAGCAGUCCUACUGCCACCCUUGUGGAUCCCACGUCUUUGAUCAACUCACCAGCUCCUCUCCAAGAUAACAUGGCAAACCCCAAAGAGAAAACUCCAAUGUGUCUGGUAAAUGAGUUAGCCCGUUUCAAUAGAAUUCAACCCCAGUAUAAGCUUCUGAAUGAAAGAGGGCCUGCUCAUGCCAAGAUGUUCACAGUGCAGCUGACUCUUGGAGAACAGACCUGGGAAGCUGAAGGAAGCAGUAUUAAAAAGGCCCAACAUGCUGCUGCUAGCAAAGCAUUGAAUGAAACUACCCUUCCCAAGCCAACGCCUAGACCACCCAAAAACAAUGUAAACAAUAAUCCAGGCAGUAUAACACCAACUGUGGAGCUGAAUGGUCUGGCGAUGAAAAGAGGAGAGCCUGCCAUCUACAGGCCAUUAGAUCCAAAGCCAAUCCCCAAUUACAGAGCAAAUUAUAAUUUCCGGGGCAUGUACAAUCAGAGGUAUCACUGCCCAGUGCCUAAAGUUUUCUAUGUCCAGUUAACUGUUGGCAACAGUGAGUUUUUUGGUGAAGGAAAGACUCGUCAAGCUGCUAGACAUAAUGCUGCAAUGAAGGCCCUUCAAGCUCUUCAGAAUGAGCCUAUUCCAGAAAAAUUACCUCAGAAUGGAGAAACAGGAAAAGAAUCAGAAGAAGAUAAAGAUGCAAACAAAUCUGAGAUCAGCGUAGUGUUUGAAAUUGCUUUGAAGCGCAAUAUACCUGUCACUUUCGAGGUGAUUAAAGAAAGUGGACCUCCUCACAUGAAGAGCUUUGUUACACGAGUUACAGUAGGAGAAUUCACUGCAGAGGGAGAAGGCAACAGUAAGAAACUCUCAAAGAAACGUGCUGCAAUGGCUGUCCUACAAGAACUUAAGAAACUUCCUCCUCUUCCUGUGAUUGAAAAGCCAAAACUUUACUUUAAAAAGCGUCCAAAAACAAUAUUGAAGACUGGACCAGAAUAUGGUCAAGGAAUGAAUCCCAUCAGUCGUUUGGCUCAGAUCCAACAGGCCAAAAAGGAGAAGGAGCCAGAGUAUGUUCUUCUUUCAGAGAGAGGAAUGCCUCGCCGUCGAGAAUUUGUUAUGCAGGUAAAAGUAGGCAAUGACACUACUACUGGGACAGGCCCAAACAAAAAAAUAGCUAAAAGAAAUGCAGCAGAAGCAAUGUUGCUACAGCUGGGAUACAAAGCCUCUACUCCUCUUCAAGACCAGACAGAAAAGCUUGGAGAAAACAAAAGUUGGAAUGGCCAAAAUGUUGGGUUUCCUGAGCCAACAAGUAAUACACCAAAGGGAAUACUCCAUCUCUCUCCUGAUGUAUAUCAAGAGAUGGAAGCAAGCCGCAACAAGUCAGCCCCUGGUACCACUGUAAGCUACAUGUCACCCAAAGAAAUGAGCCAGACUUCCAGCUCUUUCUUCAGCAUAUCUCCUACCACAAAUAGCACGGCCACCAUUGCCAGGGAACUUCUCAUGAAUGGAACGUCCCCAACUGCCGAAGCCAUAGGUCUAAAAGGAGUAUCUCCUACUUCCCCCUGUUCUACAGUGCAGCCUUCAAAACAGCUGGAAUAUUUGGCAAGGAUUCAAGGCUUUCAGGUACACUACAGUGAUAGACAAAAUGGCAAAGAGUGUUUGACCUGUUUGACACUGUCUCCUGUGCAGAUGACUUUCCAAGGUAUCGGAAGCUCCAUUGAAGCCAGCCAUGACCAGGACCAUGAACCCUCUUUAGGAACCCUUCUUAUGCAACAGAGAGUCACAGCUGGGCAGCCCCGGGAGCACAAAGUGGUAACCACAGAGCAGUCCUGUUUUUGACUCAAUGAAUAGUUUGCUCAACAGAGCUGUAUGAGCAGAAAAGUUUGGUGGAAUUCUCAUUUGAUAUUAACCCCUUUGAUCUGAAUAAUGAAAAGAAUGAUUCUUAUCUUCCUGGGAGUUAAAGCGACUUAAGCUAUGAUUUUUCACAGUCCAGUAUUGACCAUCAAGUCAAUACUGGGCUUGAUGGUCAAUACGUCUUCCCCUUCAGUUUUCACCACACGUGGAUGAAGCUAAACAAACUAUAGUCAUUAACUUCUAAUUUCUCAAGGUAUUUACAGUUUAAAAUGAAGACUAUCUAUCCUGAGUCUGGGAGCAGAUUUGGCCAAAGCAAAACUGCUCUUUCCAAAGUAUUUCCAAUGUUUCCUGGAGGAAUAUGCAUGCUCUGCUCUCCAGCCAGCCCCAUCCCUGCCUUGGGUAGGUAUCCAGCUGGUGGCGGCAUUGUUCAAACCUCCAGCCAUGUGCUCCUCUGGGUGGAAGUUGCCACAUGGACCUGGAGCUGAGACUGCCAGGUUGGGCUAUGAAGGCAAUUUAAGGCAGUAGGUUGUGUUCAGAUGAAGUCACUGUGUUCCUCAGCAGUACCUGAAAAGUCUUCGUCUUCCUCCCUUGUGUAUUUCUUCUAAGUAUAACCUGCAGACAAAACAAGAUCUUUCUUUCCUCAGCAUUCAGCUCUUCAGCUGUCUGUAAAAGAGCUUUACAUUUGUUUCAGGAUAUUUAAAACUUGGUUGCAUGGCAUGGAUUCAUAAAGGACAUUUUGGCAGCUGCUGUUGCUGAAUCUCUUGUAUUGGCUGUAGAUAAAGCAAGGCAAGUGCCAAAGCCUCAAGUCUCUUCUACUGAUAGCAGUGGAGCUCUGAGCAGUCCCUGUACCCACCAUGUCUCAGCCACUUAGAUAAAAAUAACACCUUUUUCUGAUACUGGUUACAAGGCUUAUCCCAGAAAUGGAAAUAUUUUAGAUGGUUUGUGAGGUCAUAGAACGCCUGUUUAGACAUUUCUUCGAAGCAUUGGGCUCUUCAGCAAGUCAGUCUUAUUUCAUACUCUCUCCUAAAUAUUUUCUGUGUCAACGUGUCUUUGAAUAAUUUGGGUCUUUUUUCUAGCACAGCAUGCUGAAUGAAAUUAUGAAUUGAGGAGAUUUUUAUGUUGUGUUUGAUUCAAUACUCCAUUGUCAUGUGAAGUGGUAUAAUAAUACACUAUCAGUCAUUUAGUGAGGAGCUGGGUGUACAUGAACCUUUGUGCCUAUGGGUGGGGCUUCCCAGGGUGCCUCAGUUCAUCAGUGCAGAUAAUACUGCAGAACCUGAGGGUUUGAUUUUGGAAUGCCACAAAACAGGAUCAUUCUUCCAAAUUAAAUAAAAAGUAAAGGUUCAGUGUAUAGAACUUUUUUUUUUUCCCAUAAUGUGACUGUCCAUGAGAAAAAUAAAAGGAGAAAAAGAGGCAAAGGAAUGUUUGCCAUAAUUUUAUAAGCUGCAAAAUAAUUAAGCAAGAAGAUGUGGGUUUGAGAGGGAGUUAAGGAAAUUAAAAGGAGGAUCAAACAUUGGCUUGAUCCAGAAGUGCUUAAAAUCCCAUUUGCCCUUACAGAAUGAAAAUACUAGUGAAGAAGUCUGACAUGCUGGCAAAGACACUAUUUAGACAUGUCAAACUACUUUAAGAUAAUUUGAAAGUUUCUUGGCCCUCAUUUAAAUAAACUGAAUCUUGAGUUUUUUGGAACUCUCCUGAUAAGUAACACUUAAAACCCUUUUGAUCAAAUACCCUUUCUCAGGCAAUUACAUGUUCUUAAUUUAGAGGCCAGUUCAAAAGAUUUCUUGUUACCUUCAUUUAACAAAGGUCCAAGUGCUGCAGUUUUCUGAUCCUUUUAAAAAAGGCAAACAAGGAGAGUUUGCACAAUAAAAGUUCUUUUUUAUUCUCAAAUUAAUUAUUUUGAAAUAUCUCACAGAUUACAUCAGUUUCUUCCUUGCAUUCAUGUUGCAAGAUGGCGAGUAUUGUAUAUUAUUAGUGAUGCAUUAAAUUAGUUGUUUACAUUAUAAAAUCUAAACAUAUUAGAAUCUUUUGUGUUUGUCUUCAAAGAUUCCUAUUCUAAUAAAGCUUUCUGAAACAAGUAAGGUUGUCUUUUUUGUUUAGUUUAUGCAUCAGUGGAGAACCUAAAGAUUCGUAGCCUCUAGCCAUCCCCGUCUGUGUUUAGUAGAGUGUAAGGAAAUUAUGUUUUAGACAAUAUAUAUUAUCUUUUCAUAUAAAAGGGAAAGUUAUAUUUUAAAUAAUUUAUUUUGCAUUUAGAAAAGGUAACACCUGAGAAAAAUGUAAAUGGAAAGAGUCAAAGUUUGUACUCUUCUCUCAGAGAAUUUGUUUUGCUGCAACUUUUAAUCGGAGUAAAAGAAGUAUGUAUAUAGUCCUGAAAAUUAAAGAUCUUGGCUGAAUCCUCCUUAUUUUUGAUGGCUUUGUUCACUCUUCAGGUUGAAGUGUUCCUGAGUGUUAAGGGAUACAAGACAACAUUCAGUAAAGAACAGUAGUUGGGAUUUUAAAGAAACUUUGCUGUUUGGACUCUCAGUUUUGCUCUAUGACAAAUGUUUUAACAGACUUGUAAUGAAAUAUGAAAAAGAAAAUCAAAAGCUGAUAGCUUUAAUAUGGCUAGAGCUGCUUGGUGAAAGCAACUUUCACUUUUGAGGAAGUUCAUGACUGAAGUUUUAGAAGCAAAGCAGCUUCUCAGGGAGUCAGCAGAGCAGCGUGGCAGUGGGUCCACACUAACCCCUCGACACAAUCCUUUCCAGUGCAAUAGGUCUUAGUUCUUCAUCUAGAGAAAUGACUGCUCUAAGAUAUAUAUACACUUAUACAUAUACACUUUGACUUUUUAGGACAUAUUGGUCAUACUGCAUCUGCCUUAUGAAUCUGUGUUUUAAUAUGUUUAGACAUACAUCUUCCUAUCCUAACAGUGUUGGCAAGUCAUGAGUAAACAGCAGGAUUUUAUUUACCUGUCAAAGCCCCAAAUAACUUGCAUUAAGCCAAUGACCAAAUAAAAUGUCACAGUUAUACUUUAUAUCAUCUGGAAGGAAAAGUAGCAAGCUAAGUGUUAACUUCAGAAUCAGAUUAUUUUCUGUGUACAAGAUAUGCCUUUUAGAAUAACAUGCCAAGAGCGCUGCAUAUCUCAAUAGCCUCCAGAGCAUACAGCAAUAUAACAAGCACUGGGUUAUAGUAAAACUUGGGAAAUGUGACAAAAUAAGCAGUGCAGUGAAGAGAACUGUACUGAAACCAGUUGAACAAACAGGAAGGAUAGAACUUGAUAAAAUUAUGGAAAAUCUUAAGGAACAUCUAGUUUCAGAUCAUGACAGUGAGAAAAAUUAUAAGGAGUAAACCAUUAUUUUUCAAUAAGCUUUCAGCUUUAGACAAAAAAGCAAAGUGAUUGAAAGGUACCAGAGACUUUUGAUUAAAUCAAAAAGUAGCUUUUUAAAGUAAUGUAUGAAAUUAUAAAAAAAAGAAUAUAUUAUUUGCCUGAAAGAUUUUUUUAAAUGAAAGAAAGUGUGAGAAGGUAUGAAACAGUCUGAUGUAACAGCCUGCCAGAAAUUGUUUCAAAGGUUAUCAUCACUUGCUUAGUUAUUUAGGCAAGAUGUGUUCCCUCAGAAAACCUAAGGACAAUUCUAUGUGUAACAAUGUAGUAGCACUCAUCUGAAUAGUUUUAAUAAAGUUAGAGGUUAAUCAUGAGGCUUUAAAAUAAUACAGACAGUGAAACAAAGUCUAAAGUACAAAUCAAGGCCUUGUGAGAAAAAUUAAGUCUACGUUUCAAAUACAUCCUCUACUUCUGGAUUUCUGAUUUGAGAUACUUUAUGCUACAGUAUUUAUAAGAAAAAGCACACACAGCUUUUAAAACACUAGUUCUUGAAGAAAUUCUGACUAAGUGUCCUGAUCCUGUAAACAUUUCUGUACUCAUGUAGGUCUACAUAUGAGGUGUUCAACUGGUGUGAGUGGAGGUUGACCUGAGGUAAAUACUAAAUGCAGCUACAUCAUCUGGGGUUAGGAUCCCAUCUUUGUUUUAGCUGGGCUCUUUUCUAAGUGUUCGAGACUAAACCACCACAUCUCUGAGCACAGUCAUCUUAAGAAUUGAUGUUCCUAUAGUUAUUUUUCUAAAGCCCAGGGUGCGUGAAAGCUGCAGUUUUCCAGAUGUCUCAUGAUUUUUAUAGUAGAAUGAGUAAUUUGUAUUUUGAACUCUCUUUUGCUCUUUCUAUUUUGUUUUACAAAACAUUGUGGCUGGCACUUGCAUGCCCAUUGCCUCCAGCUGGACAAAAGUGGCUGAAGUGGAAAAGUCUGUUCACAGUUGUAGGAAAAGAAGUGAUGAGAAGCAUAGAAAAGUAAAGGCUCAUUGUUGAAAUCUCAGGAAUUCAUGCCCCUUGUCCUGAGAAGAGAUAUGUGGCUGAGUUGUAUCGUAUAGAGCAGUGUCUUGUUUUGAGUAAUGCCUCUUACUUACGUCCUAGACCUCCCUCCUAAAACCUUGUUCCAGAUUACAAAUCAUUCACAAUUGAGAGAGCAGCAGCCCAGAGAAUCAAAGACUGGUAUUUGACUGAUGGUUUGAUCAUGAGUGCAGUUUUUAGGAGGAUGGUCUUUAUCAGAUGGAAGAAGAUUCUAUGUUGUGUGUUGUGAACUUCUGCAUUUGCAGUCAUGUUCUCCAUUUCAAGUAGGAGGUAAACAAGCCAAGUUGCUAACUAAAAUUGGUAUAACCAGGUGCCAUAUCUUGAUUUCUGUUAUAUUAAGAAUUCAGAAUGUCUUUUCAGGUUGUGAAUUGGACAGUGUGAGUAACUGGUGUAGUGCAUUGGCUCUGGAAUCUUGCUAAAGACAGCAUUUCAGAGUCUGCAUCUGAAGUUUCUAUUCCAUUCCUUGUCAGGCAGAAGAAAGAAAAAUCUCAGUAUCACUUCUCUUUACUUUGGGGAAAAGUUGUGCACCUUUCUUCCAGUCUCAUCUUCCUCUACCUUUUAAAGACCUUGGUUUUGUCUUUGGUACUCUUAAGACAUUUCCCAGCAAAUCUCUCUUGUAGGUAUUGCAGGUCCACUGUCAGUUUACCCCUGCCUUGUCUCAUAAGCAGAAUAACUUAAAUUUCUUUAGUCUUCAAAUACGGGGAAGACAUCCUUGCCUUAUUUUUUUAUCCAGAAAACAUCUGAUCUUUCAAUAUACCUUUUAAAUUUUAGAAGUUAGAGCUAAAUGUGAUCAAGUUCUAUAUACUAGAACAUGAUCACAUUUGGCUCUAACUUCUAAAAUACUAUCUCUACUGCUAAUAACACUUUCCUGUUUCUUGAUAUCAUUCUGACCAUGUGCCUAAGCAUUUGCUGCUGUAGCCUUUGCCUUACUUUUGAUAUAAAUUUUUUAAUGUUGUCUUUUUCUGGAAUAAAUUAUUUGCAUCUGAAUGAGAUGGAACUUGCAUCAUUGUGGAUUACCCAUUGAAAGUUCCAUUUUACAAUGCUUAUAUGUCAAUGUUAGGGGUUUACUCCCUUUUUAUCAAUUCUUAAUCUUUGCUUGGAAGAAAGCAGAUAAUACAGCAAGAAUGCCUUAUCUACGUUGAAAGUAGGUCUUUAUAAAUUAAAAAUAAGAGUGAAUUUCCCCUCAAUUUGAUUAUUUCAUGAAUUCCAUUCCUUAAGUACUGAAAAUAAAGUUCAAAAUGUUAACAUGUUCAUAUGAUUAGGAUGAUUUUGAUGAAUGUGGUUUCUACGAGGCUGGGCUUCCAUUCAGAGUCAAUCAAUCAGUGCCCAGUAGGUUUUCUAAGUAAAUGUCAUUAAAAGUUGCAUUUACAGAUAAUGUAUUUGUUCUUUAAAUAAAAAUCUGGCAUACUCUUUGCAUAAUAUCCUUAUGUAGUGUCAAAAAAUAUAGAGAAAAGACAUCGUAAAAAAUGCAAAUUUUCCUACAAAUGUGCAGGAAGCAGCAUCCAUCUGAGCAGUGAUGUUGAAACCAACUUAUUAAUCCAAUCCUAUGUCAAAAUACUUAUACAGUGUUGAAUAUAAUAAAAUUAGGACUAUGAUUAGGACCAGAGUUCUUCCAAAUUGCCCCAGAGAAAAAACAACAACAACAAAAAAAAGAAUAUACUGGCAGGCUGUCUGUCUACAUAGGAAGUAGCGUAUAUUAUUUUAUAUUCAUUCUGACAGAAAUUGCAAAAAUUUCUAUGUCAUUACAAAGCACUUGUGUCAGUAGUUAAAAUUAAUUCACAGGAGUAACUUGUAUGUCAAAUCACUCACAUAGCAUUUUCAAGACCAGGCCCAGACUAUAAGUUUCUAUCAACAUACUUAAAAUACGUUGUCACUCUAGUGUUUCCAGUAUGAAGUAUACAUCGGAUACAGAAUCAAAUUAUAUUUCACAUUUGAAAUGCAUUUUAAAUAUUUUCUUUUGCUAUAAAUUUCUCCAGUACAAUGUUUUUUCUGCUGAAAUCUGAGAAGAUCUCUUUAAUUGUGUAGUGUUGUGUUUCAGUAAUUCAAGUCAUGGUGCAGGUGGUACAUGCAGUUUACUGAUGUUAGAGAUAGUAUUUAAACAACUCCCUGCUCAGAGGUAGUAUAUCAAAAGUUUUUUAAUUGAGGAUGACAGAAGCUGGUGCUGCACUUUCAUGUUAUCCAACAAUGUGGAAGAAUUUUGACAUAUGGCUGGAAUGAUCAAACUACACCAGUUUUACUGUCUAACUUCAUUUGACGUGCAUUUCAGAGAUAUUUCAAAAUUAUUAACUUGUAUACAGUCUUACAGUUGGAGAGUUUACCUUCCUUAUGGAACAUUUUAAUAAAGUCUGAUACAAGGGAGCUUAUGAUCUCAAAGCAUUACAUAAAGCUGAUAUAUUUUUUUGUAAAUCUUCUUUUAUGUUUAAUUUUCAAGUCAUGUAGAAGCUGUAGUUUCUACAAGAGCUGUUACUAUAAAAGUGAAGCAUGCUGCUACUAACCAGCCCACAUUAUUUUGCAGGCACACUUCUUCCAUUGAUACAGGAAGACACUGGUCUAGAAAUACAGAAAAUUGCUUUAGCUCAUCAGCAUUUUGUAGACAUAUAAUAGGUAAAAUUAGAAAACAAAGGUAGGGCUAAGAAGUCCAGGGUAGUUUGGUGAUACUACCAAAAUUAGAAAUUAUAUGAUCUGUGCAAGUUUAAAAUGAGUUGUAGAAUAUUUACUGGUUUGUUGCUUUUUGGUAGAAAAGGCAACCAAAGUUUCUUUAAGUCUCUGUUGUUUUGCUUAAUACUGAUGUAACUCAAAGAGCAUAGGGGUAAGCAUAGAUAUAAACACUUUUUAAUAGGGUAAAAACUGUAGUUUAAAAUGUUCUGUGAAUACUUGCAUUUGUUCUGGAUUCUGACAUCUGGGAACCAAAGGACUUGAUUUUCUUCUAUAGUUGCCUGAAUGCAUGUGUCCUAUAAAAGAAAUCAGGAUUUCAAAAUGUAGGGAAAUUAAUUUAAUUACAAAAAUUACUGUAAAAAGUAAUGAUUGAAAGUUAAUUACAUUAAAAAUACCUACUUGAAAGUGGCUUCCUGGGUUUUUAAUUUAAACUUUUUUUUUUGUUUAAUUGUUAUGAAGCAUUUCCUUACAAUUUUAGCCAGCAUAAGAUAUUGUGUGUCAGGGAUGCCUUUUUCUGUCUAAGCAUCAAGUGCAUUAUUGCACAGGGAUUCACCAAGGGUACCUCAGCAUAACAGCACUUCAUAAUUAUCUGACAGAGCAGCGAGUGAUGGUUUGGUGUUUGCCGUGCUUAUCUGCAGCAAUAACAAAGGAUUAAAAGCUUCCUCGCUCCUGUGUUACAGUGCCUGUUCUUUCCCUGCUGGCUCACACAGGCGAGAGAGACAUGUUUAUACCAAGCACAAAGCUCAGCAGAGGCUGGAGGAGGGAGCUGCUAAGUAAGAAGUCAAUAUAUGUCUCAUAUAAGGAAAAGCAGCAUCCCAUGCCAGAGCCAUUUCUGUUAAACAGAAGCCUAUGGGGGAAGGAUUAUGACGUGUGAUUGAGACACCUGUUGAGAAAAUAGGCAACUAUUGACAAGUCUGAUUCAUGACUGAGUGACUGCUCUGCUAGUCUUCACAUGAUCCCCACCGAGAGCGAGCCUCGACCGCCUGCUAAACAAGGGCUGUUUGAAGUUUCUUUUUAACAUUUCCAAGACGUUAAUUCAGCAGGACAUCUCCACUGGGGUUCUCCAUGUCACCAAAUCAGCAGCUGUUGAAAUCCAUUCACUUCAGCAUGAAAUGUUUGCAUAAGUUUUUUUCUUUUUUUCUUUUAUUUGUGACAACAGCAAAGUAAAUAAAACCCUAAAAAUCCUGCACUACUCAACUUGUAGAUGUGUGAGAACUGCUUCUGGUCACAAUUGUAGCUGCUAAGGCAAAAUAUUUAUUUGUAGAGAACAAUGACAAUAAGGGUUUAUUAUGAUACAGAAAAAGUACUGAUUUUAAUAGACAUUUCUGUCACAUUUUUCUAUGUAAACAUUCGGUUAAUUUUUGUGCCAGCUGUCGAACUUGUGUGAAAAGUAUUUUGAAAUGGAAUUGUCUUUGUUUUUCAAUUCAAAAAAAUCUUAAAAGUCUAAAAGCAAAUGUUUCCUAUUCUUUCCAGUCAGUAAAUGAAAUGCUGUUUUUCUUGUAGGAAAACAUUUCUAUCUGACUCACAUUUCCCUGAGAAAACAGCUUGUAUCAUAGAAUUAGUUUAGUUUGAAGGGGAAACAGAACAAGGCAAGACAUGUAAACAUAUUACAAAGCUUACUUUGAUAUUUAAAUGUUUUGGUUUUUUUUUUCCAUUUCCUGGCCAUCUGAAAAAAGGUGUGGUGAAUGUAGUCAAUUGUAAAUAGAAACUCUGUAUUUUCAGUCAGCUUCAUUGUUAAACCCAAGAACUGCUGACCACAUAUGAAGACUCCCGGUUUGAGCCAUCCUUCCUCUGUUUAUUAAAUCUGUUAAGACUUAAGUGUAUUUUUACAAGUUCAUUAAUGUAUUCCAUUCUCUCUGAUGUAUUUUUUCCCACUAUUAUCAGAUUUCAUUAUAUGGGAGGAAUUAUCAGAUCAACCCAUUAUAAAGCCGAGCAGCGUUAAGUCUGAUUGGAAUUUGGGCUUCCCUCCGUUUACAGGGGGAAUAUUGUGUAAAUCAGACUCUCGGGUUUCAGUGGGAGGCACAGGGCUGCACAGCAUCCAUUUGUCAAGUUGAUUGCACCUCAGCAAGGCUGCAUUAGCUUGUCUUUGAACAGAAGUGAAAUCCUAUGCGAAGCUCCCCUUUCUGUCAUUUACACUAACAUCCAUCCUCUUAAACCAAGGCCUCAGAGAAAAAACAAAGUGAUGGCACAAUAUAAUCAGUCACUCAGGUUGUCUGUCAUCUGUUUUCUUAAGGAAAUGACUUUUAAGUUAGUGGAGCAGAAAAUUGAACAAAAUUAGCAGAAGGUUGUUGUAGAAGCAGGAGGAAUUUUUAAAAAUUACAGAUGUACAGGGAGAAGCUCUAUUUCACAGAGCCAAGAGAAAUGCAAUUGAUUCUGGUUUUUGGUUUAGUGUUAUUACAAUGCCAGCGUACCCAAUAUGCAAUAAUUCAACUUUUAAUGAGACUUUAUUCAUAAACUUGAAUUGGGUUGUAAACGCACAAUAAAAAGCUGGUAUGCACAUUUUCAGCUUUUAUAUCAGUGACUGUGUUUUAUGAUGCUGAAUACUCCAGUAAUUCGCACUCUUUUCCAUGUGUCAGGAAACCUGCCUAUAUAUCUCAGAAAUGUUAAGCUGGAAAGGCUGUUGUAAAUAGCUCUGGGAAGAAACUUGAAAGUUUAUUGAAAGUCAGAGAACUGGAUUUUUACCUGAUGAAAAUGGCUGUAGUAAAUAAUAAUUACUCCAACCAAAGCACAGUGAAACUUGUACAGUACAACUGCGACUGUUGCUACAGGGUUAGAGGUGUAAAUGAAGAGAAGACAAAGACACACAUUUUGCAUAAGGUAAAAAGCACCACAUUUUAAUACAUUUCUUUUCCUCCCAUCUUCCUAAACUCUUCUUUCCACUUUGGAGGUAGGUUUUUAAUUAGGGAUACUUUGGUUUCACUUCAAUCACUAGGAGAGUUGGUUUUGUCAAGUGUAUCUUAAGGGAACAUUUUUCAGUGUGGUAUUUUUGAAAGGAGGAUUGUGUAUGGCUAUUUUAAGUUAGAGCAAAAUAACACAUUCCUAGUCUAAAAUAAAAACAGUGAGUUCUUGCAACAAACUGGUGUGAAUUUUGAAUUUAUUUAGUUAUUUUGAAAUAGAUACGCCUUCUAACAGCUUAUCAUGUAGUAAGUGACUAGCAUCUGUCAAAUGUGCUUCUUUCUUUUCUGUUCUCUUCUCCCUUUUUCAUUCUGCCCGAGGGAAAACUGCAUGUGGUCUUUAUUUGUUUAUAUUAUGAAAAUAUAGUAGUUUAAAUCUUACAGUGCAGUAAUAGAAAUAUUACUGAUCUUGGGUGAGAAACCUGUUUUCUUUUUCCCCCAUUUUUUUCUGCUAGAGAUAGGGGUACAAAACCUCACAAAACAAGUCAGGUUAUUAAAUUGCUCCAUACUAACAUUCCUUGGAAAUGUAGGGAAAGGUUAUUAUUUUCAAUACUAUGCAUAGCAUGUUCCUAUAACUUUCAUAAAUAAAAGUAGAUUGUAGCUGGUUAAUUUUUCAGACACUAAGUAUUAGGAUUUAUCAUGUGUCCCUUGAAGAAAAGUUAAAUUGGCUUGACAAUCAUAAAAACACUUAAAUUUGAAUAAUUUUACUCAAAGACAGUCAGGUAUAUAAGCAUCUGAAGGAUCAGAGCAUAAAUGAAUCAAUUUUUCUCUUAAAAAAUAAAUCUUAAGCCAUUUCAGAAGGAAAGUAUUUUUAAACAGAGCAUGUGAAAUUAUAUAAAAAGUUACAGAAAUAUCAAAUGCACUGCUCAUGUAACUCCCAUUUCAUUAAGAUAUAUAUUACUUAAGGAUGUGGUACGAGGAUGAUAAUGGCUACAUUUUACAGUAAUUCUCCCUUUUAGAAUUUAAUGUUAACAUUUAGGAAUUCAGGAACCUGAGAGCACCAGAGAUCAAUCUUGAUUCGUUUAUUUUCCUUUGUUAAGAUUUUGAUAGCCUGAUAAUGCUUUUGUUUGAAAGAGUAUUCUUUACAUCCUCUUGUGGGGCAUGAAAUAUUGUUACCCCCAGCUCUUCCUCUGAAAUAGUGGAAAACAAUUUAGGUAACUGAAUCUUUGAUGAGGAGACCUGAGAUUGAAAAUUCUGGCAUUUAAUUGCCCUUUUACACAUAAUUCUUCUAUGUUUAACCUCAAAGGUGAUUAAAAAACUUACAUCUUAAUUGCAUAGCCUCAUUCAAUCAUUAGUACUUUGCCUUGAGGCAAUUUAUUACAACUUUAUUUCCCUGAACCAUCAAUGAAGAUGAUGCUGAAUUUUAUAUUAGCCAAAUGUCCUUUUGAGAUUAAUGUGGUAAUAUAGAUUUUAUGCAAGCUUUUUCCGCUUUAAUAUUUGUGUUAUUAGAUUGGGGUUAUAGGUAUAGCACAACUGUUUGGGCAGUUUAGAGAAUGCUGCGUGCAUCGCCUCAGAACUGAUGCUGGAGUUUUAUUUGAAAAUGUGCGUCUGCAAGAGGAAAUAAUAGCAGGGCAUUCUCUGAUGUGCUUCUCUAUAACUAUUUUUCAGCUUACUCACACAAAGUUUUCCCCAAGGUAAUAGUUGGACUUCCAUUGUGAGAAAGCUCUAGGACCAGAUGGGUGAGGAGGUGAGGAUGUGGGUGCUGUGCCACAAAUGCCAUUUUUAAUGUUGGGCAAGUCACGGUAAAUUGCACUUAUCUUUUACAGUGGUCUUUUGGAGGUUCCUAUAUUAAAAUUUUGAUGGGUUAGAGCUGUUAGGGCUAUGAAAUACCAAAACCCCCUUCUGUUAGUUGGAACUCAUCAUGAGCAUGAUUUCUGUUAUGAUCUUUAAUUCAUUUUGGAUAGAUAUUUAAAUAUGGCAGGUAGAAAGCAUUGAGACACUUAUGCUACUCUACAUAACUGCCAUAAUUUUAAAAUUCACUGCUUUUCCAUACCAUUCUCAGAUUAGAACUGGCAGCUACUGGCAUCCACUUUACAAGCAUUUCUGCUUGUUCAGAGCUCAGGGAGAUUUCAAUGGAUGAGGCUGGUUUGAUGAAUGCUGCAAGCGAGGUGUGCUGACACCAGUGCCAAAAGCACUGUCCUGCCUUUCCCCCACUCCUGACUUCUCAUUCCUGACCCUCUACCACGCCAUCCUUUGAGCUAUCACAGCUGUUUAUCCUACAAGCAGUGAGGGAGAGGAGGCUGGGGGAGGACAGGACUGCUGCCAUCACUCACUGCUCUGGUACAACCAGCAGAAGUGUUGGUUUGGCUGCAGACUCUGGAGCCAGAUGAGUGGGCUAUGUAAGCACACCAGAAGGGUCUCCUAGCAUUCCAGAAAUGUGAACUUGUAAAGUAAUGGAAUUUGGUGAAUGUUACAUCCUCCCUCUAAGGAACAGGUAAAUUCAUUUCAGCAGCAGCUUAAACAGUAGCAGCCUCCACCUUCAACUCUAGCACAUUUCACCUCUGGAAACAAAAGCAUAAUCAAGGGUGCUCAGACACUUGAAUUAAGUGGAAGAAGAGUAUGACUGGAUAUUAAAUUAAUCUCAGUGGAAAUUAGAUAUGUCUGGAUGAGUAGGGCAAAAGCAAA
This is a messenger RNA of Taeniopygia guttata (zebra finch), 14630 nucleotides long. NCBI's taxonomy places the organism in Eukaryota, Metazoa, Chordata, Aves, Passeriformes, Estrildidae. The record is from RefSeq and is a predicted model, not a curated record.